UGCCUGCCCUCAAUACCCCACCUCAUCAUGGCUGCCCUCUUCUGCCUGGGUAGCCUCAUCCUCGGUCUUGUCCUCCUCAUCGAUAUACUCAGCUUCUGCUCCUCAUCGGGGGCAUGUGUGCGUGGUCGCAUCUGUGCCUUUUUCAAAUUCACCGCCCUGGUGGUGGGCAGUGGUUGUCUGGUGGCAGGCAACCUCUUCUACGCCACAUUCUACCUCAAAACCUGGUCCUUUAUGCUCUCCAUGUCAGGCUGUCUGACUGCGGUCUACGCUAUUCUUUUCUACAUCGCUACUCUGCGCUUCAUUAAGCGCAAGUGA
This is a messenger RNA of Dibothriocephalus latus, 315 nucleotides long. The record is from the annotation of a GenBank genome assembly. Lineage: Eukaryota; Metazoa; Platyhelminthes; Cestoda; Diphyllobothriidea; Diphyllobothriidae.